This is a messenger RNA of Schistocerca americana (American grasshopper), 1722 nucleotides long. RefSeq names its product lipopolysaccharide-induced tumor necrosis factor-alpha factor homolog. Lineage: Eukaryota; Metazoa; Arthropoda; Insecta; Orthoptera; Acrididae. The record is from RefSeq and is a predicted model, not a curated record. The transcript is spliced from 4 exons. The coding region runs from base 102 to 563 and encodes 153 amino acids.
UUUUGUUUUUGUUGUGGACUGGCAGUCGCGUUUGGCGGAGCGCACCGUGUACGUAGCGGAGCUUGCGACGGUGUUCUUGUGUUCGUGUAUUCCAGUAACUAAUGGGAAAAUCAGAGGACAGUAUGCCACAGCCAGCAUCAACGGACACAACAACAACUGGUUAUGAUGCGGCAGGGGAUCCAGUUAGAAAGCCAUACAGUGAGGCACCAACUGGAAACGCCACUGCAGAAGAUCCUCUAAUACCCGGCGGCGGGAUGAAGGUGCCACUGACGCUGGGGCCUGAGUCGUGCACCGUCGUAUGUCCAGCGUGUUACCAAACCAUCCAGACAGACGUGGAGGUCAAAACAACAUCCGAGACAAACGUACUUCCUAUCCUAUGCGAUCUCAUUUCGUGCUGCUGCUGUUGCUGUAUGCUGUUUCUAUGGUUUGAAAGCGACCAUCAUGACCACUCCGUCGACUCCUGCUGUUGCCCCGACUGUGAGUGCAGCUAUAAGGAUACCCAUGAAGUGAGGCAACACUACUGCCCCAGCUGUAAAGCUUUCAUUGGGGCUUACGAGAAAUAGCUGUCCAAAGAGUCCAGCUGUGAGCUGAACUAACCACCCCGAGUAUAAACUCCACCUAUGUGAUGCUUUGAACUAACAGUGAAGAUUUACUUCAUUUUAUAACCAUCAAAUCGCCGAAGAGCCAAACAUGUUAUGUUAGUACAGUUGCACAUUUUCUUUUUCUAAGUUUACCAAUACGUGUUCCACUGUGUAAUGCAAGACAAGAAAUAAAAGACUGAAAAAUGUCAUUUGACUUAUAACGUUUGAAUAUUUACGUACUUUUCUAUCGCUUGGUGAGCUGCGGGAUGCAGAGACUGCCUUAAACCUGCUGGCCUGCUUAAGGCUUCACCAGUGGAGCCAAGAAGCUGUUCGUCAUGUGCUGGCACGAGGGGGAGCCACUGUUGCUGCUUGCGCAAUUGCUGCAGUGGACACUGAUGCCGCCGGCCCCCGUCGCCUAAUUGGGGACCAUGGCUACGCUCACUCUGUGUCUUGCUGCUGCACAGGCAACUGCAUUGAACGCCGCCAACAUGCCUUACAGGAGAUAUCGACGUCGUCGUCGUACAACAGUUUACGAAAAUAUAGAAAACAUCGAACUUACUACAACAUCUGGGGACAAGGACAAUCGUAUUCCAGUGAAGAGUGUUGCAGCCCACGCUCUCGUCGAUGGACCUAGUGUAUUCCUUGGAUGUUCACUUAAUAUUAGUUUGGAUAUUAACGACACAUUCUCACAUGGAAAUGGAUAGUUCACUGUCGCCAUUGUGAGGGGUGGUAGCGGAGUUUCUAGUGUACCUGGACUUGAAAGUUUUAAUGAUAGAGAUAUAAUUGCCUAUCGUAUCUACCGUAUGUUUGAACUUGCUAAUAAAGACUUUGGUCAAUCUGCUUAUGACUAUACUUCUCCACUUCCUGGGUAGGUGUGUGCCUGCUGCUACUGGUGACAGGGCCCACACUCCAUAAGGCUGACUGAGCAACCAGCGCCCUGCGAAGGCAAUUUUGUGUUUGUGAAUAGUAAAUAUGUCUCUGUGAACAAUGUUUUCUUGACGCAUAAGAGCGUGAACAGAUCGUCCUCACUGCACCUUGCUUGGGACAGUUCUAACGACAGCCUGUUUCAAGACUGUGAUAUGUUUUGCAAAUUUUGUAAACAGCUGCUCAGGUUUAAGUAAAAUGCUAUAUUUUAGGUGAA